GAAAAAGAAAAGAGACUCUCCUGAUUGUCAACCCUCAAUCAACAACCGCGUACAAAUUCACAAACCACAUAUUUCAAGAUUUCAUGAUUCUUCAGGAAUUGGAAUUGGGAUGCAUAAAUAUCCCACUAAUCAUUUCAUUGAUUUCCAACGGACAUUUUGGCAACAAGAGGACUCUAAAGAGAACUUAAUAGACGAGGAAUGAAGAACAGAUGCAUAGAUGUCUAGAGUUUACGACAACUGGGAAAGGCUGGUCAGAGCCACUCUGCGCAGAGAGGAGCUGAAGCUCAGCGGUCAAAGGACCCCAAGUGAACUUUCCUUGGCAUCAUUAUCAGCAUCUUCCUCCUUUAGCUUCACUGCUUCCUCUGCCCGAAUUUCAUCUUUCAACUUCUCCAGCUUCUUAGCGGGUGAAUCGUUUUCCUAUCAUCAAAUUCUCCUCGCUACCGAUUAUUUUAAUGAAUCCUCCAAUCUCAUCAAGCAUGGCCAUUCCGGGGAUCUCUUUUAUGGAACUUUACAAGGCGGGACUCCAGUUGUUGUGAAGAAAAUUGAUCUUUCCUUGGUGAAGAAUGAAUCCUAUUUCGUAGAGCAACUGGAAAUUUUCGGCAAGCUUUCGCAUUCCAGAUUGGUACCGUUGUUGGGGCACUGUUUGGAUCAGGGGGAUGACAAGUUCCUGGUUUACAAGUACAUGUCUAACAGGGACUUGUCCACUUCGUUAAUUUUGGAACUUGAUUCGGAAGAUGAUGACCUGCUAUUACCGACAUUAGAUUGGAAAACCAGGCUGAAGAUUGCAACUGGAGUUGCAGAGGCUCUGUUUUAUCUGCAUCAUCAAUGCAUUCCACCUCUUGUUCACAGGGAUAUUCAAGCUAGCAGCAUACUUCUUGACGAUAACUUUGAGAUUUGUCUAGGAAGCCUGACUGAGGUUUGUACAGCUCAAGUAAAAGACGGUAAUCAAAACAGAAUUGCCAGGUUCCUGCGGCUGCCAAAGGGAGCUGCACAAGGAACUUCUGGUACAUCCAAGGCAACAAUUGCCUAUGAUAUUUACUGCUUUGGAAAGGUUUUGCUUGAGCUUAUAACCGGCAAGCCAAGUCUUAGUGUUUUGCUUGAGCGAGUAACAAGCAAGCUGGAUCUUACUGCUGCCAGUGGUUACCCGGUAAGGCCAGAAACCGUCCCUGUAACGGUUGGAGCUGACCAUCAUAGUGUCCCAGGAAAAAGUGAUCCUCCUGACGAGGAAGAUUGGAUGGCAGAUGUUCUGCCUUACUUAACUAUGUAUGAUGACAGGAAAUUUGUUCUCAAGAUUGUAGACAAUUCUUUAAACAUAGAUCAUGAGGAUCUUUUGAUGGAAGUAUGGGCAGUGGCUAUGGUUGCCAAGGCCUGCCUCAACCCCAAGCCUUCAAGGCGGCCCCGGAUGACACAGGUACUUGAAGCUUUGAGAAACCCUUUGAAAGUGGCAACUGAAGAAGGCAGGCUGUGGGGUUGGCUCUCUACUUCUAAUGGCACUAAUCCUUCCAGCUCGGUUCUCCCACCACCAGUGAAGAAAAACGAACCUCCAGCUGCAUUGCGAUCUGCGGAAUUGGAACUAGAAUUCUACUGAAUUGUACGACUUCUUAGGAUUGAAAAUCAAAUAGCUUGAAUUCCAUCAUUUGGGCGAUAAGAAGAAAUGUUUGAGAUUGAAAUACUACAAAAUAGUGGUUGAUGAGCAGUAUACACAAAUUUACGAGUUUUUACCCGCAUAAA
This is a messenger RNA of Coffea eugenioides, 1731 nucleotides long. RefSeq names its product probable LRR receptor-like serine/threonine-protein kinase At2g16250. Gene Ontology annotation, cellular component: plasma membrane. Gene Ontology annotation, molecular function: protein kinase activity; ATP binding. Gene Ontology annotation, biological process: protein phosphorylation. Lineage: Eukaryota; Viridiplantae; Streptophyta; Magnoliopsida; Gentianales; Rubiaceae. The transcript is spliced from 4 exons. Bases 218 to 1588 code for a protein of 456 amino acids. The record is from RefSeq and is a predicted model, not a curated record.